AUAAUUUUAUUUCCCAAUUAUAUUGCAAAAUGGUAUUGAAAAAAAUUUAAAAGUGUAACAAAAUAAAAAUCAUUUUCGGUAAUACUUCCAAAUGACACAAAGUUGAGUGCUAGGUUGUUUAAUAAGUGCUACGCAAAUUAAAAACUAAUGGAUCGCUAAAUAUCGAUUUGUACAAGUAAUUUUUCUUCACUGGAAUUUUCAUGGACAGCAAAGGCGCUGUCGAGAGUGUAUAAACAGAGAUUUUUGAUACAUACAUGCCUAUAUAUGUAUAUAACAUAUGAGCAAGCAUAUAUAGUUAAUACAAUUUGUAUGCUUUACGUCGUACAUUGUGCUGACCUCCGUAUUAUCCAAAAAAAAAGCAGUUAAAUAUAUAUUGAUUCAAUUAUUAUAUUAAGACGGAGUUUUGCUGCCGUGUGGAAAACCGGCGGUUUCUACUCCGCACUAAAAAAUAAAAAUAUGAACGGUGUUAAGAUAACAACGAUGUCGCAAACAAAACACAGGAAUCAACAACAACACAUCUAUAAUAUUGGAAGGUUUCAUCACCUUAUAUUUUUUGCUGUGUUAACAAAUCUUUUCGCUGCUAGCUCUCAGGAUUGUAUUUGGUAUGGCGUCUGCAACACUGAUCCCUCGACUCAGCACAAAAUGUAUUGUGCUUACAAUGGCACGGCAAAAGUUAUGCCUGAUAAUGGCUUGGAAUUACUAAAAGCAAGAUGUAGUCAUUUACUUGAUGGUGGAGCUACGGAAUUUUGUUGCAAUAGUGAUCAGAUUUCUGUACUGAACGAGAACAUCAAAUUGGCUGCAAAUUUUCUCGAGCGCUGUCCAUCGUGUAUGGGGAAUCUUGUGCGUCAUUUAUGUGAUUUUACAUGUUCACCGAAACAAUCGGAGUUCGCGAAGGUCGUCACAACUGAUGUGACAGCGGAGGGCAAAAAAUAUGUUACCGCUUUGGAUAUACAUAUAACUGCUGCUUAUUUGAAUAAUACAUAUAAGUCAUGUUCACAGGUCUCCGUACCAUCGACUGGUCAAAAGGCUUUCGAUAUAAUGUGUGGCAGUUAUAUGGCAUCGCGUUGUAGUCCUACAAAAUGGUUUGGUUUUAUGGGUGACCAAGCAUCAAAUCCAUAUGUACCGUUCCAAAUAACUUAUGUCCAACAUGAAAAUAGUUCCUCUAUAAUUGAUGGUUAUACACCAUUAGAUCCAGAAACGACGCCAUGCAAUGAAAAAUUAAACGAUAAAACACCAGCUUGCGGUUGUAGCGAUUGUGAAGCUUCCUGUCCUGUACCCGUACCAGAGCCGCCACGUCCGGAACCGUUUAAAAUUGCCGGCUUUGAUGCAUUCACCGUAAUAAUGACUGUUGUCUUUUGCGUAGGCACAUUACUCUUUCUCAUGGGCGUAUGCCUAUUUCCAUCCAAACGAAGUGAACGUGAAGGUUUGGAUAGUGAUCUAUGUAACGCUACAGUUAACAACCGUUUUACUGGACAAGUGAGUAACGAGUUUGCACCUGAGGAGGAUUCCCCACUACAAUCGAAGCUGAGCAAUGAUGACAACGAAGUUGACGGUGCUCAGGGUCCUACUUUGGAUGACUAUGAGACUGGCUAUUUUGAAAAUCUCGGCGCUAAAACUGAAAAAUAUUUGGAAGCCUUUUUCACCACUUGGGGCAAAUUUUUUGCUCGCCGCCCCAAGCUGACGCUAAUUGGUGGCAUUUGUUUUGUCAUUAUUAUGGGUUAUGGUAUUAAAUAUCUACACAUAACUACUGAUCCAGUGCAGUUGUGGGCUUCACCACAAUCCAAAUCACGCAUUGAGCGAGAAUUUUUCGAUUCACAAUUUCAACCAUUCUAUCGAUUGGAGCAGGUUAUCAUCCAUGCUGUCGAUUUACCCGAUAUAGUCCACAACACCUCUAAUGGCCCACUAAAUUUUGGCCCAGUUUUCGACAAAACUUUUCUAACUCAAGUCUUAGAAUUACAAGAAGAGAUCAUGAAUUUGGGUAGAGGUGGUAAUGGUACUGUUUUGGAGGAUAUCUGCUUUGCGCCCUUAACCAGUGAGGGUGGUGGAAAGAAGGAUGUUUCUAAAUGUAUUGUACAAUCGCUAUGGGGAUAUUUCGGUAAUGAUUUGGAACGUUUAGAUGAAACCGAUGAAGAUGGCAAUUUUGAGGUCACAUAUUUGGAUGGCUUGUAUCAGUGUAUGAAUAAUCCGUAUCUUUGCCUAGCGCCGUACGGCGGUCCAGUAGACCCAGCUGUUGCUUUAGGUGGUUUCUUGCCUCCUGGUGAGCAAUUAUCUGGCGAAACGAAAUUCGAACGUGCAAACGCAAUUAUACUCACAUUUUUGGUGAAUAAUCACCAUGAUAAAUCAAAAUUGGGUCCAGCAUUGGAAUGGGAGAAGCGUUAUGUUGACUUUAUGUUGAAUUACACUAAAACACGCAAGAGCAAGCAUAUGGAUAUUGCAUUCACCUCGGAGCGUUCAAUAGAGGAUGAACUGAAUCGCGAAUCUCAAUCUGAUGUUAUGACAAUACUUGUUUCCUAUCUGAUUAUGUUUGCAUACAUAGCCAUUUCUUUGGGUCACGUACAGGAGGUUCGUCGUGCACUAAUCGACAGUAAAAUAACGCUGGGUGUGGGUGGUGUUAUUAUUGUAUUAGCAUCGGUGGUAUCGUCCGUUGGCGUAUUCGGUUACAUUGGUGUGCCAGCAACACUAAUCAUUGUUGAAGUUAUACCUUUUUUGGUGUUGGCUGUGGGCGUUGAUAAUAUCUUUAUUUUGGUACAAACCUAUCAGCGUGAUGCACGACGCGCCGACGAAACACACGAAGAUCACAUUGGUCGUAUUCUGGGACGUGUUGGUCCAUCAAUGCUAUUGACAUCGGUUAGUGAAAGUUGUUGCUUCUUCCUUGGCGGUCUCUCUGAUAUGCCUGCGGUGAGAGCUUUCGCACUCUAUGCCGGCAUGGCAUUACUUUUCGAUUUUAUACUACAAAUAACAUGUUUCGUCAGUCUCCUAACACUUGACACAAAGCGACAGGCUGAAAAUCGCUUAGAUAUCUUCUGUUUCAUACGUGGAAAGAAAAGUGAUACCUUACCACAUACCGAGGGUUUAUUGUAUAAAUUCUUCAAGAGCGUUUAUGUACCGUUCCUAAUGCAAAAGACUAUGCGUGUCAUCGUUAUGAUAAUAUUCUUCGGUUGGCUGUGCAGCAGUGUAGCGAUUGCGCCACGUAUUGAAAUCGGUUUGGAUCAGGAGUUGUCAAUGCCGCAAGAUAGUUUCGUACUACACUAUUUCCAAGCAUUAAAUAAAUAUUUAAGCAUCGGCCCGCCAGUGUAUUUUGUGUUGAAAUCCGGCUUAAACUUCUCCAAGACAUUCCAUCAAGAUCUCGUUUGUUCUGGGAAGUAUUGUAAUGAUGACAGUGUAUUGACACAAAUUUAUCUGGCUAGUCGUCGUGGUAACUUGACAUACAUAGCCCGUCCUGCCUCCAGUUGGAUUGAUGAUUACUUUGAUUGGAGUCAAUCGUCAAGUUGCUGCAAAUACUAUCCGAAGACUGGCGAAUUUUGUCCACAUGAGAAGACUGAAUGUGAUUCCUGCGAAAUUGACAAAACCGACCGGCAACGACCUACAUCGCACGAUUUCGGCAAAUAUUUAACAUUCUUCCUACGUGACAACCCCGACGAUAGUUGUGCCAAAGCCGGACAUGCUGCUUACGGCAACGCUGUACAAUAUAAAACUAAUCCAAGUACAAAUUUAUCAACCGUCGAAGCAUCCUACUUUAUGGCAUACCAUUCCAUAUUGAAAACAUCCGCUGAUUAUUAUGAAUCGCUACGUGCUGCGCGUAAAAUCUCCGCAAAUAUAACAAAUAUGUUGCGUGGCCGUUUAAUGUCACAAGGUGUACCAUUGGAGCAAACACUCGAUGUCGAAGUAUUUCCAUAUUCCGUUUUUUAUGUAUUCUACGAACAGUAUUUAACUAUGUGGCCGGAUACAUUACAAAGCAUGGGCAUAUCUGUGCUGGCAAUAUUUAUUGUUACAUUCGUGCUAAUGGGUUUCGAUAUACACUCAUCACUUGUUGUUGUUAUUACAAUAACAAUGAUUGUUAUAAAUUUGGGUGGCAUAAUGUACUAUUGGAAUAUCUCAUUGAAUGCUGUAUCGUUGGUGAAUCUUGUGAUGGCUGUUGGUAUAUCGGUGGAAUUUUGUUCGCAUUUGGUGCAUAGUUUCUCAAUUUCAAUGGAGAGUACGCGUGAGAAACGCGCAGCAGAUUGUUUAGCCAAAAUGGGUAGUUCGAUAUUCUCCGGCAUAACAUUAACUAAAUUUGGCGGCAUUUUAGUAUUGGCAUUUGCUAAAAGUCAGAUAUUUCAAGUAUUUUAUUUCCGUAUGUAUUUGGGUAUUGUGUUGAUUGGCGCUGCUCAUGGACUCAUAUUCCUGCCGGUGUUGCUCAGCUAUAUUGGUGCACCGAUUAAUAAAGCUAAGCUGGUCUAUUAUCAACGUCAAGCCUAUAAAGUGCAAGAAACUUCGCUAUCUACGACGUGAUGCGAAUCGAUAAUUUAUCAAAGCGACGAUUGUCCGUCAAGUCCAAAAAUCAUCGUCCCAUUAACACAAUCAACAACCAUUUCAACAUUUUUUCACCAAUGCAUUAGUAGGGCGUGUAUUUACCAGGCGGCGGAUGUAUGAAGAUGACGACGAUGACGACGACGACAACGUUAAUUAUAAAGAUGUUGAUGACGAUGAUAAUAGUAAAGUCGAUGAUAUAAGACCGCGACGCCCCAGUCAAAUUAGAAAAUGUAAGCGGAAGUAAAGCAGCGACACUUUAUUUGCACUUGUAACAGUUCAGGAUAUAAAAAAUAGGGUACAAAGGAAAUAUAUAUGCAUGUAUAUUAUUAUUAUUAUUUAAUUUUUUGAUUUUUUCCACCAAAUGCGAUAAUUAAAUUAUACAUAAAAUGAUGUGGAUAAAAAAGAUAAAAUGAAUGAACUCCUUACGGCAGACUUUAUAUAUACACACACACACAUACAAAACAAAGUGUAUAGAAGUUCGGAAAGGCUUUUAUAUAUGUAUAUUGAAGAAA
This is a messenger RNA of Ceratitis capitata (Mediterranean fruit fly), 5024 nucleotides long. RefSeq names its product Niemann-Pick C1 protein (gene Npc1a). The transcript has 14 exons. Gene Ontology annotation, cellular component: membrane. Bases 457 to 4491 code for a protein of 1344 amino acids. The record is from RefSeq and is a predicted model, not a curated record. Lineage: Eukaryota; Metazoa; Arthropoda; Insecta; Diptera; Tephritidae. Gene Ontology annotation, molecular function: lipid carrier activity.